This is a messenger RNA of Polypterus senegalus (gray bichir), 1218 nucleotides long. Its product is annotated as trace amine-associated receptor 1-like. The coding region runs from base 1 to 1218 and encodes 405 amino acids. The transcript is spliced from 3 exons. The record is from RefSeq and is a predicted model, not a curated record. NCBI's taxonomy places the organism in Eukaryota, Metazoa, Chordata, Cladistia, Polypteriformes, Polypteridae. Gene Ontology annotation, cellular component: membrane. Gene Ontology annotation, molecular function: trace-amine receptor activity. Gene Ontology annotation, biological process: G protein-coupled receptor signaling pathway.
AUGGCGGGGCAAGCUCGAGCAGGAGUGACUUCGACCUGGGAGAGACAAUGCCUGGAGGAGGAGCACCUGGAAUUUCAUUGUGAUGGCACAGAAGCCCGACACAAAGCAGGUAAAAAGGAGGAGGGUGUGUGCCAGAGUCCCGCUGCUGGAAGGGUAGAGGCGGGGAUGGUGAGCCUCUUCCGUAACUUCCGAGGACACCCGACGUGGCCUGCGCUGGAAGCGAUAGAACACUUCAAACUCCAGGCUACAAAAAAAAUGAAUUUGAAGGAAAACAGGAUUCCAAAGUAUACCUUAGUCUGCUAUGAUUCACUUAAUAAUUCUUGCCCAAAACAACUCUAUUCAGUCAACAAUUCAUUAAUAAUAUAUAUAAUGAUGUGCAUAAUCAUCGUUGUGACUGUAUGUGGAAAUCUCUUGGUUGUUAUUACCAUAUCACACUUCAAACAGCUUCAUACUCCAACAAAUUAUCUCAUCCUCUCUUUGGCACUGGUUGAUUUACUUUUAGGGGGCUGUGUUAUGCCACCUCUCAUGGCUCGAAUUGCUGAAAGCUGUUGGUAUUUUGGUGAUUUUUUCUAUCGUUAUUUUGCUGUGUGCCAUCCUUUCAGGUACAAAAAUAUUGUUACGGCCUUUCUAACAUUCACCUUUAUUGUUUUCAGCUGGAUUCUGUCAGCUGUGCUUGGUUUUGUAAUUAUGUUUCUUGAGUUAAACAUAAAAGGAAUAGAAGACCAAUAUGUAAAUACAAAGUGUGUGGGGAGCUGUUAUCUGAUGCAAAAUGAGGCAUCAGGUCUUUCAUCAUCAUUAUUCUCUUUUUAUUUCCCAGGGAUUGUUAUGAUAUGCAUUUAUAUAAAAAUUUUUUCAGUUGCUAGUAGGCAGGCCAGAGCAAUAAGAGAUGCAGAACAUCAAAGCCACGAGGAACAAAAAAAGAGGGCUGCUUCAAAUAGAAGAGAAACAAAAGCUGCAAAAACACUGGCAAUUGUGAUGGGAGUUUUCCUUGUCUGCUGGGUCCCAUAUUUCUUGUGCAACAUCAUUGAUCCCCUUUUGAAUCACGUUAUGUCACCUUUACUUAUCGAACUCUUAGACUGGUUUGGUUACAUGAACUCAACAUUUAACCCUCUUGUGUAUGGAUUCUUUUACAGUUGGUUCAGAAAAGCCCUGAAAUUAAUCGCAACUGGCAAGAUUUUCCAAAACAAUUCAUCUAGAACAAAACUUAUAACUGACUAA